AUGAAGGUUUCGGUAUACUUGAUUUCUGCCAUUGCAGCAUCUGCGAAGGCUUCUUCCCUUCUGCAGAGCCGUGAAUCAAAUUGGACUGUCGGCCAAACAGUUCAAACAAGCAGUGGACCAGUCAAUGGUCAUGCUGCUUUGAAUGAAUCACAAGUAUCCGAGUACUUGGGGAUUCCGUUCGCCAAACCACCAAUUGGAGACCUAAGAUUUGCGGCGCCAGUUGCAUAUAAUGGAACCGCGAUUGUCAAUGGUACCAGUUUUGGUUAUACCUGUCCUGCUCAAAUUACCACAUAUAACAUAACACUAGUCGAACAGUCCAUUGUUUCUUUGGUCCCAGGAACACAAGUUUUGCAGAGACUUGGAAAUCCUCUGACGGCACAGAGCGAAGAUUGCUUGACGUUGAACGUAUGGACGAAGCCACAGACUGGCGAUUCUAAGAAGGCUGUAUUAGUGUGGGUCUACGGAGGUGGCUUCAGCAGCGGUUCUAGUUCCAUUCCAGCAUAUAAUGGACAGCAUAUUACGGAACAAGAGGAUGUGAUUGUGGUAUCUAUCAAUUAUCGAGUCGAUAUUUUUGGGUUUCCGGGAGACCCAAACAGUACCGCCAAUGUUGGACUUCUCGAUCAAAGAUUGGCUGUUGAGUGGAUUCGGGAUAACAUCGAAAACUUUGGUGGUGAUACAUCCCGCAUCAUCAUAUUUGGACAGUCAGCCGGCUCGGCAUCGGUCGACUUUUACAAUUAUGCUUGGGUUGCAGACCCUAUUGUUGCUGGUUUCAUUCCAGAAUCUGGCACAGCAUUGAGUUGGGGUCUACCAAAUAAAGCAGAUAAUGCUGCUUUGGCUUGGUAUAAUGUUACGGAAGCCUUAGGGUGUGGUGGAGCAUCCACUAGCAAUGUUACUGAUUGCAUGCGCACCAAAACCACUGCCGAUAUCAUCAACGGUCUAUCAUCCACCUCUGGAUCUGGGACCACUUUAGGAAGCUUUGGUCCUACCGUCGAUGAGACCGUAGUGUUUUCUAACUAUACUGAACGCUCCUUAGCCGGCAAUUUCACCAAAAAGCCCGUUCUUAUUGGAAAUAACGACAACGAAGCUGGAUUGUUCAUCGCCACAAGUUCUCUGCAAGGUUUGAGCUAUCCAGAUGCCUAUUGGCAAACCUUCAAUCUAAUCAGCUUCACUUGUCCAAGUGGUUACCGCGCAAACUAUUCGAUCCAAGCUGAUGUUCCAACCUGGCGUUAUCGCUACUUCGGUUCUUUCCCCGAUACAAUGAUCAUUCCUAAUGCUGGUGCAUGGCAUUCUGCCGAAAUCCCUCUUCUAUUCGAUACAAACAUCGCGGAUCCUCCUGAGACAAUCGAGCAAAUAGCAAUCGGAAAGUAUAUGCGUGGAGCAUGGGCAGCGUUCGCCAAGGAUCCUGAAAAUGGCUUGACGAAUUAUGGGUGGCCAAAAUAUGAGGCUGGAAUGGAUACGCUCAUUAGGUUGGCAUACAAUAAUCAGACAGGCACGAAUCUUGCAAACCCAUCGUUAUAUGAUGCAAAUUGCCCAGUAAUAAGUGCCGCUAGCACGGUUACAAAUGGUUCAACGUCGACUUCGACGGGAACUUCAACGAGUAGCACGAGCUCUGCACCCGCAGCGAUAUCAUCUUCUGGGGCAGGGAGUGUGCAAGUUGGGUUUAUGGGAUUUGUGGGAGUAGUGGGAACUGGAAUGGCUUUCUUGUUGUAA
Molecule: messenger RNA, 1710 nt
Organism: Sclerotinia borealis F-4128
Lineage: Eukaryota; Fungi; Ascomycota; Leotiomycetes; Helotiales; Sclerotiniaceae
Source: the annotation of a GenBank genome assembly